Nilaparvata lugens (brown planthopper) is the source of this 7073-nucleotide messenger RNA. RefSeq lists its product as uncharacterized. NCBI's taxonomy places the organism in Eukaryota, Metazoa, Arthropoda, Insecta, Hemiptera, Delphacidae. Bases 840 to 6023 code for a protein of 1727 amino acids. The record is from RefSeq and is a predicted model, not a curated record. The transcript has 24 exons.
UAAGAGAGUCCAUUUCAGUUUAGCCUACCUGUAGGUCAGUCUUAGAGUUUGUCUCUUUUGAAACAGGCCGGUGUGAAACGUCGAUUUGUGCGUGCGGUUACAUAACGUUGGUUCAAACGCUGGUUAAACGUUGGUUAGUUGAAGCGUGCGUUCGUGUGACAUUCACGGUUUGCGUGUGUGUGCGCGUCUAUUUUUGAGUUGUGCGUGUUUGAAAAUUGUACGCGAUCAGUCUCAGUUUGUGUAGGUGACAGGUUGCAGUUAAAUUGUUGUUGUCCUGAAAUUGGUGUAGUCGUAUAUUGGUGAUAGCCUAGGUGAUAACAGUGUGUUUUCGGCAGAUUUUGUAUUAGAAGAUUUCGACGCUACUCCACAAUCUCUCACAUGGGGAUAUCUUGCCUAUAAAAUUUACGAAAUCCAACCAAAUUUCAAAUUAUAAAUCCAGUUAGUCGAAGAUAUCAAGACUAAAUCUUACUUCUUACCUGAUUCAUUGUCUAAAUGAUUCCCGAGAAUACUGGAAACUACUAAUAAUCAAAGUGGAAGAUAACCUCCUUGUCUGAAUAUUAUUGUCGGGAAAUUCUUUAUUUCAGCAAUCAUUGAUAUUCGUAGAUAAACAUUUAUGAACCAAUAAUUAUCUCACUGAAUAGUAAGUACUACUAAAUAUUUUCUAAAUUAUUGCAUCAAAUUCUCUAGAUUGAAUACAUCUAUCUAGUCAAGUAUUUUAUAGCAAUAUCCUACUGUGUGAUAAACACUGAAUAAUAUGCUCUAGAAUAUUGGGUUGAAUAUCCAGUUGAGAAGUUCAUAUUUUUCAAAAAUGUAGCCCCCCAAAUCUCACCGUAGUGACAAUGCUAGUGACCUCCUCAGGAAUGACCUUGACCUCCCUCCUACUUGUUGUGACCUUGACUUUCCGCCACCUUGGGCUGACCUUGGGAUCGGACUGGGAAGAACUGUGUGGAGGCGUACUGACGGAACCGCGAGGUGUCAUCCAAACUCCCAACUUCCCCCAUGCCUUUCCCGUGCCAAUCAAAUGCAAGUGGGUGAUAGACACUAGUGGGUUACCUUCCAAUACUACGGUAGUAGUUUACCUGACUCAGUUGUUCGUGACAACCGGUCUUACGUUUACUGAGUCAGUUUAUUACGAUGGAGAUAAUUCUUUCGGGGGUAAGGUUGUUCACACUGUAACCGAAAAAAAUAUAAAAUCCUCGCUUUGGUUAAGCACGAAUCUCCAGUAUUUGGUGGUAGAUUUUGAGUUGGAUCAGCUGGAAGGGAAUCAUGUGCGGGCACUAGAUGGGUUGUUGGAUGUGUACGGGUUUAAUAUCACUUACGAGGCACGGAGCGACGUGGAAGACGCCGUGAGGACCCCGUUUUGUAACGUGGUGGCGUGUUCCUAUGAGGGGCAUUGCUAUGGCAACGGAAAUCUCACGGAAUACAGCUGUUCCUGUUUCCCAGGAUUUUCGGGAAGCGACUGCGGCCAGGGACCUCUCUGCCAGGCAGAUCGCAAUGUCUGCCUCAACAACGCCACCUGCAGGCAUGUUGGAGCCAAUCUGGUAUACUGUAGCUGUCCUCCUGGAUUCACUGGGACAAGAUGUGACGUCAUCAUUCCAUCUGAGUCAUCAGAAGACGAAUGCUUGGAGUCUGAUGGUAAAUCGUGCGUCUACCAAUGCCCCUAUCAUGAGGAACAGACACCUUGCGCCUGUACUGAUGGAAUGACACGGGCGCCAACAGAGAAAUCCAGAUACCAGAUCACGAUUCAACUGGCGACUCAACCUGGUUUCGAAACAGUGGAGAAGUUCAUCAAUUCUUUCGAAGCACAAACUCUUCAGUAUCAACUUGAAAACCAGAUAUUGGAGUAUCUCAGCAGACGGAUCUCCAAGAUUGAUGAAUUGAGGAUCAUGAGCAUAUCAACAGAAGGCGAAGUGAUGUUGCACUUUUUCGGGGGCAAAAACGAUGGCCGGAAAGUGAGAGUGGCUGUAAACGAGUUGGUCGAGAAGCGUCACCUGGGAAAUAUCACCUUUGUUUCCACCAAGAUGGCUUUCAAGCAGGAGCCUACCCUGCUGCUUAAGACAGUGGAAGUGAACACGAAAAGUCCAGUGGUGAGGUAUGGUGACGAGUUCAUAUUGUCGUGUAUUGCCCAGGGUUCAUCCUACAUGACAUUCAGGUGGCUCAAAGAUGGGAUUGCUAUCAAUGAAGACAAAUCUGUCAGGAACAUUUGGACGAAACUUCUGCAGAAGGAUUCUCAAGACCAGUACACGGCUCUGUUGUCGAUCAAACAGGCCGAUGAGCUGGACCGAGGCAGAUACACGUGUCACGUGACCGAUUGGGGUCAGCAGCAGUGUCACCAUAUUGACCUUGAGGUCAUUCCCCCGCCAUUGGUCAGGGUGCAGCCCAUAACCAUCACUGCGCAAAAGGGCCAAGACUUGAAGAUAGUGUGCAUGUGGCCUAUAGAACGCGCAGAUUUGGAACAGGUGUACGGCUAUUCGUGGCUGAAAGAGACCAGAGACUCCAAGGAGGCACACCUCUUUAAAAUGAGACACAACUAUGAGGUAUGGGAGGAUCUACAUCCUGCCGGCAGUAUAUUGCGAGUUUAUAACAUACAGAAAAGUACGAGAUACACAUGCCAAGUACAAUCGAACGUAAGUCCGGUUAACGCUAGCGUCGAUGUGGAAAUCCUGAACAAAGCGGCCGUACCCUGGUGUCGAUCUGAAAAACACUUCUACCAGGACGGACUGCCAGCAGCUAACUACCUGCAAGUUCUACCAGGAGCUAACUAUCAGGAUGUGAUGAAAGGAUCCGGCUCAGUCAUAAAAUGGGAAGAAGUGGGUGCCUGGGGCGUAGCCAGAGCGGAGUGCCCCCCUCGCUACCAGGGCGUCAGCACCCGAAUGUGUGCCUUGGGCGCCAAACCAGGCAGUGCACAUUGGUUAGAGCCGGAUUUUAGCCGCUGUGUGUCUGAGAGGUUUGGCUUCAAGGCCCUAACUUUGGGUUACCAGAACACAACAGGUACUGAGACCAUAUCUGGCAUCCUGGGCUUAUUGAGAGACAAAGAGCGUCUCUACAGGGGCGAGGCCGAACCUGCGCUCUCUCUCUUGCACAACAUCAGCUGGUUCCUCAACUUCACCGCUGCUUGGAAUGAUCUCAUUCGAGCGACUCCGUUCUUCUUUAGCACUAUCAACACUGUGCUUCAAAGGAGGGAGGCGAUUAUCAAUGCAAAUAGGAUAGUGGACCUGCAAAAACUGGUCGCUGAUUGGACAUUGGCUUGGGCGAAACACUCUCAUCCCAUCGGCUCGGAUCCAACUAUGACUCUAGACUCCCUGGUUGUCGAUGUAUUUUCAUAUGAGCACUCAGCCCAACAGCCUCUGGUUGUCUUCAACCUACCACGCUCCACACAUAGGAGCCCUACCUGUGCUGACGUUGCCAUCAACAACCUGUCAUUUUCUUGGUGCUGCAGUGACGGGGCAGGCAGUGAACUGGAGUACGAGGUUGCAUCCAAUGUUGUGCAACUUGUUGCAUCGACCUCGCAACAUGUUGCAUCACCCGUGCAACAUGUUGACCUGCGACUUGAGACUAGGAUGCGGCACGGAUGGAGUGUGGCAUGCGGCAUGUUGCAACCGGGUGCAACCGAGUGGUUGCUGGAUGAUGCAUGCAAGUUGGUGCAACAUGUUGCAGGGGGGAAUGUGACGAGGUGUCAGUGCAGACAGACGGGCACUUUUGCGGCGGUUAUCACUAAAUCGGCUGCACAGGCAGACAAACGGCCCUACCCGCAAACCCACGGUGUGGUACUGCUGGGAUGCGUCUGUUGCACAGUGCAAGCCCUGUUCACAGUCAGCCUGCUUCUCAUCAGGUUCUACCACUCUCCCUCGUGUCUCAUGUUCCUCAAGAUACAGUGCUGCUCAGCUGUGACUGCUGCUAUGGCUGUCUUCUUCUCCGCUAAUAGCUUUCAAAAGAGUUCUUACCUGUACAUAGUAACCUGCCUGGAAGGGUUCCUUUUGUUUGGUAUGUCCUCACAUCUCAGCAAAUUACUCCUAGUCUACACUGAGAUCGUAUCCUUACCAAAGAUACCCAACAUCAAGCUCACUGUCAUAUGCAUCAUCAAUGGUUUCACGAUAAUUGUAGUGCUGUGCACCUAUCUAGUACACAACUCCUUGGAACGAAGUGUGACGUCAUGGUGGUUGGUUAAAGACAGUCUCGUGUACCAGUUGUGCUCAGUCGGCGGACUUCUUCUAGCCGCACUCUUUAUCCUGCUCUAUCUUGUGGUGAUGCGACGUUUAGCACAACUCAUCAACUGCAAGAAAGUCAGUCAGGAGUCUGUCAAAGCUAUCCGCAGAAGGGUUGGUCUGCUGAAGAGAGCAGCGAUAAUAUUCAUGACAAUAUUUUUGAUGACAGUGGCCAGCAUUUUCUAUGUCAACUACCCAGGUCUUCUUCCACAGUAUGCCUUCAGCUUAUCUUGUGCCUUGUUGGGAUUCGUUCUCCUCAUUUGCUACGUACUCCACAGUGAGUCGUCUCUCCAUUUUCAUCUACUUCACAAGUUGGGAGCUGACGUCGCCUACAGUUCUGCAUCUGACAGUAAUAUACUGAGUUUUUUCACCAAACAAGACGGCGAAACUGAAAGCGAGGCAGCCCCCCCAAUCCAAGAUGGCGGCUGCAGUGGGAGAGGGGUGGGUGAUGUUGAGAGUGCCCAGCUUCUGGAAGCACUCCCCUUUCCCCCAUCAUCCAACACCUCAUCACAGACUGAUGGAUCAACCAAUGGCAGGACGCCGAAGAUGGUCAAAUUUCAAUCGGAUUAUGUUCCAGUCGGUGAACCCGGCACCGGAGACCCCAUCACAGAUCAUCACAGCUCACAGAAACCACCGGCACAAUCACAACCUGUGACGUCACCCGCCUGUGACGACCAAUCGCAGCCCAGAGAGCAAUGGCAGUUUGUGCGCACUAGCUACAGCCAGACUCCAGGUAGCGAUUACAUCCAAACCAUUCCCGGUCAACAGGAAGUUGUGACAACAAGGGUUUGUGUAGAACUGGGCGUAAUUACAAACGGUGACAAAUGUGACAACAGUGUAGAUGUGCCUUCUAUCGUUGUGUGUAGUGUUGAUGUUGAGCCAUGUCCCGGGAAAGUUGUUGAAUUGAGUGAGGUUACUGUCAAAACUAUGGGGGAACUGAACGGUGGUAGUCUACCAAUGGAGCCUACAGUUGAAUAUGUGAAUAGUAACAACAUUACCCGAAUGGUCACAUCAGCUGAUCAAGGUAGUAGUCCAUCUAGGUCUACAAAAUGUAACAAUGUCACAAAAACAGGUGAUAAUAUUGAGAUGUCAAGGUUAGGAAACAUGAAACAAGCUGGUGAUCCAGAAUUCUCAAGAUUAGGAAACAUGAAAACAGCUGGUGAUCAUGAGAUGUCAAGGUUAGGAAACAUGAAAACAGCUGGUGAUCAUGAGAUGUCAAGGUUAGGGAACAUGAAAACAGCCAGUGAUCCAGAAUUCUCAAGGUUAGGGAACACAAAAAAAGCUGGAGAUCUUGAGAUGUCUAGGUUAGGAAACACAAAAACAGCUGGUGAUAUUGAGAUGUCUAGGUUGGGAAACAUGAAAACAUCUGGUGAUCUUGAGAUGUCUAGGCUAGGAAACAUGAAAACAGCUGGCGAUCCAGAAUUUUCAAGGUUAGGGAACACAACAGCAGCUGGUGAUCUUGAGAUGUCUAGGUUAGGAAACAUGAAAACAGCUGGUGAUCUUGAGAUUUCUAGGUUAGGAAACACAAAAACAGCUGGUGAUCUAAACAAAGAGACAAUUGUUACAGCUGAUUCGGAAAUGACGAGGUUAGGGGCUACGACUGAACCACCUGAUAACAGUGAUAUGUUUGAUAGGAUCACGCAUGACCUUGACUACUUGCUCAAUAGGACUACACAGCAUGACACGAACGGUAAUGAGAGUUCCACAGUGAUUACCCCUAUUCAAAGGUUGCCACCCUUGUUAAAGAUAAUCGAGGAGGAUGAGUUAGGGAAUAACACUGUCGGGCAGACUGGCGUAAUUGCCAAAACUAGUUUAUAACCAGAAUUAAAUAUGGAGUGUUACAAAUAUUUGUGUGUUUUUGAAGGGUCUCUCCUCCUAUCUUCGAUAUGGAUUGGUUCUAUGUGAGCAUAGAGAAAAGAUAGCAUAAGAAGAUAUCCCAUGGUAUAGGGCGUUUAUGUUGCAAAUUUUCAUUGUCAACUCAAGCUGAUAGUCAUAUAUAGUGAGGUCCACGAAUCCACGUUAUAAUGACAGUGGAGAUAACAGUGGAGUUCUAAUAACAGAACAACGUUGACGAUCAUCUGUCUUGUCAUUGCCUUCUAUAGACGGUAGCUGUUAAGGUGCGUACAGAUAUAUGCGCCGCGAAAAUAAGCAAUUCACUUUUAAUCAGCUGACUAUAUAUGUAUUUUUACAGAAACGGUAAGAUACAGAUAUAAAAAGCUUGGCAUCAGCUGAUCAAAAGUGAAUUGCUCAUGUUCGUGGCUCGUAAAUCUGUACGCACCUUUACAGGUUUAUUGAUGUAAUAUAAACUGUUCAUUCUCGUUUAAAAUAAUCAAUCAUAUUUCAUUAAGCAAGACAUUAUAUUUUUCAAUAAUAUCAUAAUGAAGUUCUAUUAUUAAGAUUAAAUUUGUGGUUGAUGAAUCAUUAAUUCUACAUUGUUAAAAGACGUUUUGGCAACAGAGUAAAGCAAGAAAGAGAUAGCGCUAUCUGCUUUGUUGAAUGAUAGACAAGGUUAGCAAUACCAUUCCUAAUCAAACACUGCCAUUAUAACGUGGACCGCACUAUAGUAUUUGUUUUUGGUGAAGCUAUGUGACGCUGGUAGUUUCUCAUACUGUGCCGUUCUUACACUCUCACCCCAAUAAUACAGUGAUAAUAGACAGAAGUCGACAAUAAUCUGCUUGGGUUGACAAAAAUCGGUUUGAAAUUUGUGACAUGAACGACCUAUAUACCAUGGGAUAUCUUCUUAUGCUAUAUUUUCUUUAUGGCCACAUCAACUAUCUCAAUAUACAUGGAAUGAGUAGUAUUUUAUCUGUUUAAGGCUACUUGUAAUAUGAAUAGAAAUAAAAAUAUCAGUACCCUUUUUUAAUUAUU